Messenger RNA from Musca vetustissima, 1668 nucleotides. It is a transcript of the gene pippin, whose product is annotated as facilitated trehalose transporter Tret1-2 homolog. Lineage: Eukaryota; Metazoa; Arthropoda; Insecta; Diptera; Muscidae. The transcript has 5 exons. Gene Ontology annotation, biological process: carbohydrate transport; transmembrane transport. Gene Ontology annotation, cellular component: membrane. Gene Ontology annotation, molecular function: sugar transmembrane transporter activity. The record is from RefSeq and is a predicted model, not a curated record. Bases 35 to 1657 code for a protein of 540 amino acids.
UCGCAAAAACAUCUGUGAUCCAUCCAUCCGAAAAAUGGCAACAAAAGAAAGGGAAGAUGAAUACAGCAAACUAGCGCCGACAAAAUUCAAUUAUCAAAUCGUACCGGCAACAAAUGGCAGCAAUCACAACAACAACAAUAGCAUCGAGACAACGGAUAUAUAUCGGCAAAAGCAGUGUGACAAUGAACACGACCAUAAAACAAUUAAACGGGGUAUUUACCACCAGAUUAUUGCCACAUGUGCCGUAUUGUUGCUAUCAGCCGCCUGCGGUAUGCCCAUUGGUUAUUCAGCAGUAUUAUUACCACAACUGACAAUAGGUGGCAGCGCAACAACAAAUUCCACACCCGAAAUUAUUAUUGACAUUGAAAUGGGUUCGUGGAUUGCCAGUGUCCACAGUUUAGCCACCCCAGUCGGAUCAUUCCUCUCGGGACCCAUGGCCGAUUAUAUUGGAAGACGUUCCACACUAUUAGUGUCUGUGAUACCAUUAUUUAUAGGCUGGUCUGUAUUGGCCUUAUCGCAAUCCUAUCCAAUGUUAAUUAUAGGACGUUUGUUUUGUGGAUUUGCCACCGGUAUUUUGGGUGGACCGGCUCAGGUCUAUAUUGCCGAAACGGCGGAACCAAAUCUUCGUGGCUUGCUGAUUGGUGCUCCCUUCGUUUCAUAUUCCCUGGGUAUCCUGAUCGUUUAUGCCUUGGGUUCAGCAUUACAUUGGAGAGCUGUGGCUUGGUGUGGUAAUGUUUUACCAGCUUUGGCUGCCUUGGCUAUAUUCUUUAUACCCGAAAGUCCUGCCUGGUUGCUGAGACAUAAGAAGUUGGAAAAGGCACGCAAAGCACUAAAAUUUUUACGUGGCAAUGAAAUAAUGGCCCAGAAGGAAAUGAACGUGAUGUCCGAACGUUUGGACAAGGAGAAAGCCACCACCAAGACGAAUGAGAACAUUUUCCAAUUGUGCUGUCAACGGGUUGCCAUUAAACCAUUGGUGAUUGUUAUACUCUUUUCAUUCCUGCAAAUUGCCUCGGGUACCUUUAUUGUGGUGUUCUAUGCCAUCGAUAUCAUUUCUGAAUUUGGUGCCGGCUUUGAUCCCAAAUCGGCAGCUAUCUGGACUGCGGUCAUUCGGAUGUGUUGUACCGUUAUAUUUUGUAUUAUUUUGUUAUUUAUAAGAAGAAGAUUGAUUUUGAUUUUGUCUGGUAUUGGUUCGGGUCUUAGUUGUUUGGUUCUAGCUGGUUAUAUGUUUGCCCGAGAGGGUCAACCUAAAAAUGGCACAGAUCUCAUUGUGGCAGGAGUCUGUUUAAUGGCUUACAUUGCUUUCAAUACCUCGUUGAUGGUUAUGCCUGGUAUUAUGAUUGGUGAACUUUUCCCCGCCAAGAUUAGAGGACGUACUGCGGGUGGUGUCUUUGCUGCCAUGAAUGUAGCCCUCUUCGGUUUUACAAAAAUGUUCCCCAUGAUCAAUGCAAAUAUUAGCAUGAAGGGCGUGUUUAUCAUAUUUGGGGUUGCCAGUAUUUUGGUAUCGAUAUUCAUGUAUCUAUUCCAACCUGAAACCAAAGGCCGUACCUUGGAACAAAUUGAAGAUUAUUUCAAUGAAAAUAAUUGGCUGUGGUUCAAGAGAGAUAAGACAUAUAAAAUGGUGCCGACCAAAGAGCAGGAAGAGAUUAAUAAAGCGUGAGAAGCUGAUGG